AUGGAAGGAGAUCGUGUGUUCAAGUUCGAUGAUUGGCGUAAUUUUAUGGUGUAUUGGAAAGGAGAUUUACAGUAUAUGGAAACAAUUAAAAGAUUUUUGUCAAACAGGCAGUGGAAGAAGUUGAGGGAUGGUAUUUUCGGCAACUUCUUCCGAUUACAAAGUAUGAAGUUCUGUGGUAAACUUAUUCACUGUAUAUUGCUUUCAGAAAUUGUGAAUAAUGACCCUGAUUCGAUGACAUUCAAGGUAUUUGACCGUGAAAUUAAGUUUACACGUGACGCAUUUCAUCUAAUUACUGGUUUGAAGUGUUAUUCCUCGCUGGACAUCAAAGGUUUACAUGAGAAAGAGAAUAGGCUUUCGAAAGUCUAUUUCCCCGGAAAGGAUAGAAUUGAGUUGGGUGAUUUGUUUAAUUUUAUUUCUAGUCACCCACAUGGUACAGCUUCGUCAUUUGUAGGCAGCGAUGAUGAUGCUGUGAAGUUGGCAACAAUUUAUUUUGUUGAAUCUGUUUUGAUGGGCAAGCGGAAGAAUAGGAAUGUGUCCGAGCAGAUAAUAAAAAUUAUCGACGAUGAUGUACUCUGCUCUUCUUUCAACCGGGGCUCUCUUUCUUAUGACACGCUAUUAAAAUCAUUGAAGAGUUGUUUGAAGCCGAAUGAGAAUGAGAUUGAGAAAGAGAAAGACAAAGAUAAAGACAAGGAUAGCUACACUAUACUUGGCUUUCCUUUUGCCUUUUGUGUUUGGAUUAUGGAAGUAAUUCCUAUUUUCCAGGANCAAUGCCUGAAAUCCCUAAGGACUGAUUGUGGUGCAUUCCUGAUCAAAUAUGUUGAGUUGUUGAUGAUUGGAAAGGAUGUGGAGUAA
Molecule: messenger RNA, 852 nt
Organism: Nicotiana attenuata
Lineage: Eukaryota; Viridiplantae; Streptophyta; Magnoliopsida; Solanales; Solanaceae
Exons: 2
Coding region: 1-852 (283 amino acids)
Source: RefSeq, a predicted model, not a curated record